Anastrepha obliqua is the source of this 491-nucleotide messenger RNA. RefSeq lists its product as uncharacterized. The transcript is spliced from 3 exons. The record is from RefSeq and is a predicted model, not a curated record. Lineage: Eukaryota; Metazoa; Arthropoda; Insecta; Diptera; Tephritidae. The coding region runs from base 85 to 438 and encodes 117 amino acids.
UAACGAGCUCAAACAACGAUUAGUGCUUGGAUUUCGAGUUUGAAUUUCCUAUAAAAAAUAUAUGUGAAGAUAUAUUGUGUGAAAAUGUUAUCAAAACAUAUCAAAAUUGUACUACUUGCCGUAACCAUUUUUCUAAAUGCCCUAUCGCACAGUGAAGCCUUCAUUGUGCGCCUAAUUACGGAGACGCUGCAGAAUAAUGUGGCUGGCGAACCGAUAACGCACGUGCGCACCGAUUGGGACUUCGAUCCGGAAAUUAGUCAGAAGCGACGCGCACUCUUCUAUGAGACCUACGGUUAUCGAGCCGCCAAAUUAAUUGAGCGCAUUGGCCUGGGACUUGACGGCCAAGAAGAGGAACGACGUGCAGAGCAGCAAGCGCGCGAUGUUGGACGUCUGAAUGGUGAACAUAACAUAAACUUUCCACCAGAACCGCAAACGUAAGGGCGUCGUGUGGCAGUGAAGCUACUUUUAUUGCAAUAUCAAAUUUUAAUAUU